AUGUCCUCUCCAACGACCUCCGGCGAUGACACACGAUCGUUGCUCGACAGAGCCCUAGCUCUCAACCAUGCAAGAUAUGGAUUCUCUACCGCCAGUUGUCAGAUUUAUGAUACCGCUUGGGUCUCCAUGAUCAAGAGAUCAACAAAAGGCAUCGUAGAGUGGACUUUCCCGGAGUCGUUUCACUGGCUCAUCAGAGCACAGAACAGCGAUGGAUCCUGGGGAUCCAGCAAAAGCUCACGAACCGCCAAAGCCAUAGACACAGCAGCAUCACUUCUAGCUCUGCUCAAACACGCGGAAUCGCCGCUGCAGCUUCACGAGUACGGAUCGAGCGAGCUCAAAAGUCGAGUUCAGUCGGCAUUAGAAAGCCUCACCACGCAACUUCGUCAUUGCAACGAUAUCGAGAGUACCAAUCACAUCGGUGUUGAGCUGGUGCUCCCGGCCUUGAUACGAUACCUUCGAGAAGAACUGCCAUCGUCAAACUUCUUCCUUCGGGUCCCUGCCGCACUGGAAGCCAUGUCAGAAGCCAAAGCCUCGCAGUUUCAGCCAGAACUACUGUACAAGCAAAAAUGGUCUCCAGCAAUCUAUCAUCUGGAAGCAUUUGUCGGCAAAAUUGACUUUGACCGAGUCACUCAACAAGCUUUCGAGAAUGGCUCCAUGUGGACCUCGCCGGCAGCGACAGCGGCUUAUUUGAUACAUGCUACGACGUGGGAUGAUCAGGCUGAGGCCUAUCUGCGCCAUGUGAUCCGCGAAGGUCAAGGUCAUGGCAAUGGAAGUGUUCCCGGUACCUUUCCGACGAAAUUGUUUGAGUUUAACUGGAUUGUAGCUACGCUCAUAAGCGCUGGCUAUGACUUAUCCGAGCUCGACAGUUUCACAUUGGACAGAAUUGGAUCGAUUGUGAAAGCGGAAUUUUUGGCGGGACAUGGAGUCAUCGGUCAUGGACAGGGCGCAACGGAUGCCGAUGAUACAGCAAAAGGCCUCCUCGCUCUGAGGCUUCUGGGCAGAGAAGAUGGUAUAUCUCCAGACCAUCUGAUCAGAACUUUCGAGAAGGAAGACGGAUUUUCGACUUUUGGCGGUGAGCGAGACCGGAGUGUCAGUACAAACUGCCACGUCCUCCUAGCGCUAUUAAGCUGGAACAACCCAUCACAAUACGCAUUGCAGAUUCGAAAAGCAGCAAGUUUCGUGUGUGAGUACUGGUGGAGCUUUCUUGGCCAGUGCAAGGACAAAUGGCACCUCAGUCGCUUCUAUGCAUGGAUGUUGAUUGUGGAGUCCUUGGCCAGCCUUCUGCAAGUUGUGGAAGCAAACCUCCUCUCGGAUCUUCUGGACGACGAUCUGAAGAUGAAAAUUGCUGUGAUCCUCACUCAGAUCUGCACAGCAUACGCCGUACUGAUCCUUGGUAAGGUAUGCCGUAUGUGCUUCUUGAGUGAUCUUGCUUCUAUCAUAAGAUCAACGAUGGACCUAGGAGUCGCAUAUCUGGAAAAUCGAGAGACAAAUGCUUACGAUGAACGAUACUGGACUUCGAAAACCCAAUACGGCGUCAAAUUUGUCACGGAAGCUUACGUCUUAGCAGCUCAUCGCGUAGCACUUUCCGGACACGCGCAGGCAACAUUACUCAAGCGGACAAAGCACUUCCGUAACAUGCCAGAGUGGCUGAUGCAAGCAUCACUCAUCGAGUCAACUCUCUGGCUACCAGGUUUGCGCACUCGCCGGCUUGAAAUCUUCCCACGCGAUGAUCGUCGUAUUGCCAAGGACGCAUACUUCACGAUAUUGCCUGCUCUGUGGAUCUGCUGCCAGAACCGCUCCAAGAAAUUCGUCCCCAACAGUUUCGUCAACGACAUGUUAUUCAUGACGUUGAUCAACAUUCAAGUAGACGAGUUCAUCGAGGCCGUCAUCACGCCUACCUUCGAAGACCAUCCCGGAGACUUGCAUGACAUGAUUGACCACAUGAUCGACGACGUUUCCGAGAACCGCAAAUCACUGGAGAUGGACGGAAUUGUCCUCAGAGACGAGGACCGGGUAGAGAAAUUCCUCCCCCUCCGUCGCUUCGCCGAACAUAUCCUCCAACACGAACGCAUCCGCACCGCAAGCCGUCGUGACCGGGCCAUCUUGCAGCAGGAGCUUCGAAGCUUCUUACACACACAAGCAACGCAAAUGGAAGACAACAGCAAGCUUCGCAAACAACCCGACGAGCAAAACCUGACCUUUCACACCGAAAUUCCAUUCUUCACCUGGGUACGAACGACCGCAGCGGACCAUGUAUCCACACCAUUCACCGUCGCAUGGGUCCGCUGCUGGAUUUCUUCCGUCGUGGGCAAAGGCACCGAAGCCUUCCAACUUCCCACAGAAAAGUAUUUCGCAUCAGCUCUGGCUCGACACAUAGCAACGACCAACAGAAUGUACAACGAUCUGGGUUCCAUUCGACGAGAUGUAACCGAACGGAACCUGAACUCCGUACAUUUCCCCGAGUUUGCGGGAUUUGAUGCGGUGGAAGAACGGAAGAAGGCACUUCAGAGCUUGGCUGAAUAUGAGCAGAAAUGUGUCGAAGGCAGUCGUGAGAAACUCGAGGAGGCGUUUCGAGAAGCUUGCUCUGGGGCGUUCGAGAAUUCGAGGGAUGAAGCGAAACUGCAUAUCCUAGGCGCUCUGUGCGAUGUUGCUUCGUUGUGGGACCAGCUGUAUACCAUCCGCGAUCUGUCGAGUCAGAUUAAACUUGAUAGAUCAAAGCCUUAG
Messenger RNA from Pseudocercospora fijiensis CIRAD86, 2724 nucleotides. RefSeq lists its product as uncharacterized. The transcript has 9 exons. Gene Ontology annotation, molecular function: magnesium ion binding; terpene synthase activity. The record is from RefSeq and is a predicted model, not a curated record. Gene Ontology annotation, biological process: diterpenoid biosynthetic process. The coding region runs from base 1 to 2724 and encodes 907 amino acids. NCBI's taxonomy places the organism in Eukaryota, Fungi, Ascomycota, Dothideomycetes, Mycosphaerellales, Mycosphaerellaceae.